AUGUCUGGUAAAACACUUCAGAAAAAUUUAGACCAAGCAGGGGUUGAUGUGACAGACAUCACUGGAGAAUGGCAGAUGUUAAAGUGUAUGGUAUACAAGAGAUUUUCAGCAUUGCAAGGAACCCCCUGGAUGGACAUCCAUACAAGACUUUCUGAUUGUGGUGUGUCAAAUGUGCUACAUAUUUUGGACCUGAUCCACAGCCUUCCACCUACCAGUGUCCUAAACGAAACCGCCUUCAAUCAGAUGAAGUUGCUGAAGACUGACAGACGACAUCGGCUUAAUGAGAGACAUUUGAAUGAUUGUAUGCUCAUUCGGCUAGAAUCACCAACUAUAAAGGAUUUCAACCCAAUGGCUGCAGUGGAUAAAUGGAUGUUGACAGGUAAAGGUGUGAGAAGGAAAACAACAUACACAAGAGGCAAAAAGAACAAACAGUGUGAAGAAACAGUGAACAGAGAUAGUUUACCUUUGGCAGAAGAAACUGAAAUUCAGACAGUUGUAGAAAGAGAAGUAGAGGGGAACAUAAAUUUGGAUAAGGAGAGUGAUGCAGAGAAGGAGAGUGAUAUAGAAGAGGAGAGUGAUGUAGAAGAGGAGAGUGAGGAAGAAGAAAGUGACAUUGAAUAUGAGCAAAGUGUGGAGGAGAAUGAAAUGCUAUUAAAAGAAAUAGUGAGAGAAAUUGAAGUUGAAAGAGAAUGA
Messenger RNA from Saccostrea cuccullata (small rock oyster), 693 nucleotides. RefSeq lists its product as uncharacterized. The record is from RefSeq and is a predicted model, not a curated record. The transcript has 3 exons. The coding region runs from base 1 to 693 and encodes 230 amino acids. NCBI's taxonomy places the organism in Eukaryota, Metazoa, Mollusca, Bivalvia, Ostreida, Ostreidae.